AAUAUUCUGGCUUUGAAUCCAAGGGUCAGCGACCAUUCUAAUUUUGUUCCUUCCAGUAUCACAAAGAAGAACAAAGCUCACUGGAAGAGAAAUGCUGACAAUAAAUGUAGUGAAUGCCCUUCACUCGAAAAUAACUUCUCUGACGUUAAAUCCACGACACUCAGUGAAAGAGGAGCCCUUCGAGAGGCUUCGAGGUGCCUCAAGUGUGCCGAUGCACCCUGUCAGAAAUCCUGCCCGACACAACUUGACAUUAAAUCAUUCAUAACCAGUAUUGCUAACAGGAAUUACUAUGGAGCUGCUAAAGCAAUUUUUUCUGAUAAUCCCUUGGGUAUUACUUGUGGAAUGGUUUGCCCUACGAGUGACCUCUGCGUUGGAGGAUGCAACCUUCAGGCUACCGAAGAAGGUCCUAUUAACAUUGGAGGAUUGCAGCAAUUUGCAACCGAGGUAUUCAGUAAAAUGGGUGUUAGACAAAUAAGAGACCCGAAAACCGCCAAACCUAAAUGUCCAGAUGCUAAAAUAGUACUUUUCGGAGCAGGGCCAGCUUCACUUUCGUGUGCAACGUUUCUGGGACGAUUGGGAUACGAUAAUAUUACAAUUUACGAGAACAAACACACUCUAGGUGGACUCAGUGCCACCGAAAUUCCUCAAUACCGACUACCCAUCACAACUGUGGAUUACGAAAUUGGAUUGGUGAAAGAUCUAGGAGUGAAAAUAUUAACAAACAGGUCCCUUUCCACCAAAGAUCUCACGAUAGAAAAUAUACUUAAAGACUCGAAAGCAGUAUUUAUAGGAAUCGGUCUGCCCCAGCCAAAAAUUGAUCCUAUUUUCAAGGAUCUCACAGUGGAAAUGGGAUUUUAUACAUCCAAGAGCUUCUUACACCGAGUUUCGGAAGCCAGUAAAAACCUUACAAGUGGAAGUUGCUUGUGUAAACAAACUACGCCUGUUCUUCCCAAAUUAUAUGGUACAGUGAUAGUUCUGGGCGCCGGAGAUACUGCCUUUGACUGUGCAACUUCUGCUUUGAGAUGUGGUGCUAAGAAAGUAUUCGUUGUAUUCAGGAGAGGAUUCACUAAUAUAAGGGCGGUACCAGAAGAGGUUUCAGUUGCAGUUGAAGAGAAAUGUGAAUUGGUUGGUUUCUUGACACCACAUUCAGUACAAAUAAAAAAUGGAAAAAUUCAUUCAGUAACUUUCUGUAGAAAUGAACAAACUGAAGAUGGAAAAUGGUUUCAAGAUAAUGAACAGUUGAAUACGAUAAAGGCGAAUUUCCUCAUUUCUGCUUUUGGUUCAGGAUUGGAAGAUGAAGAAAUGAUUGAUGCUUUAAAACCCCUGAAACUGAAUGAAGAUAAUUUACCAGUGGUAGACCCAAUCACAAUGCAAUCUUCCCAUACUUCCGUUUGGUGUGGAGGAGAUAUUGCCGGAGUUGCCCAGACUACGGUAGAAUCCGUAAAUGAUGGUAAAAUAGCAGCUUGGUACAUACACUGUGCUUUUGAGGGUUUACCGAAAGAGACUAAACCAAAGUUGCCUUUAUUCUACACAGAAAUUGAUGAAGUCGAUAUAUCUGUGGAAAUAUGUGGCGUUAAAUUUCAAAACCCAUUCGGGUUAGCAUCCGCCCCACCAGUUACAACUCCAGCUAUGAUCAGGAGGAGUUUCGAGCAAGGCUGGUCUUUUGUUGUGACUAAAACAUUCACACUUGAUAAGAAUGCAGUGACUAAUAUAUCUCCCAGAAUAAUUCGAGGAACAACAUCUGGCGAAAACUACGGACCCCAACAGGGAUCUUUUCUGAACAUCGAAGUUAUUUCUGAGAAAUACUUCAAUUACUGGUUGCAAGGUAUUCGAGAACUCAAACAGGACUUCCCAGAGAAAGUCAUAAUUGGUAGUGUCAUGGUUACCUAUAACGAAGAAGACUGGAUAGAAAUAACUCAAAAAGUUGAGAAAGCUGGUGCUGAUAUGCUGGAGUUGAAUUUGAGUUGUCCACAUGGUGUUGGUGAAUCUGGAAUGGGAUUAGCAAUUGGACAGAAACCUGAUCUUUUGAAGAAUGUAUGCAAGUGGGUCAAAAAUGCAGUCAAAAUACCGUUCUUCGUUAAGCUAACACCUAAUAUUACAGACAUCACAGAAUUGGCAGAGGCUGCAAAAGAAGGUGGAGCUUCUGGAGUAACAGCAAUUAAUACCAUAUCUGGACUGAUGCACAUCAAUCCAGAUUCAACGGCGUGGCCUUCAGUUGGAAUGGAUAAAAGGACUACCUAUGGAGGAGUUAGUGGAAACGCAACUAGGCCUGUCGGUCUCAGGGCUGUCUCAGCUAUUGCCAAAAAGUUUCCAAGCUUCCCGAUAUUAGCAACGGGUGGAAUCGAUUCUGCGUAUACUGCCUUCCAAUACUUACAAUGUGGAGCUUCAGCAUUUCAAGUAUGCAGCGCAGUUCAGAAUCAGGAUUACACAGUCAUCGAUGAUUACUGUACCGGACUGAAAGCAAUGCUGUAUUUGGAUGGCAGACUACAAGGUUGGCAAGGUCAAAGUCCUCCGACUUUUAAACAUCAGAAAGGAAAAAAAGUUAUUUCACUAUUCGACGAAAAUGGAAAGAAAUUACCACACUUCGGGCCCUAUCAUAAAAAAAGGGAGGAACUUUUAUCUAAGUUAUAUAAAGAAUCAAAUGUGAGAGACGAUCCUAUUCUUCAUCAUACUGAUGGAUUUAAAAUUACAUCCUCUCAAAAGAACCAAGCUGGUUGCAGAAAAGACAGUCCAAAGGUUCUGGAUCUUCUUGGUAGAUCGCUUUCCAAGAUUGGACCCUACAAGAAAUUAAAUGCGAAUGAGCAAGUGGUGGCUGUGAUAGAUGAUGAUAUGUGUAUAAAUUGUGGAAAAUGUUACAUGGCCUGUAAUGAUUCCGGAUACCAAGCCAUACACUUUGAUCCAGAAACUCACAUCCCAAAAGUUAACGAUGAUUGUACAGGAUGUACCCUGUGUAUGUCUGUGUGUCCUGUGAUCGAUUGUAUUACAAUGGUUCCCAAAAUGAUUCCACAUAUUAUCAAACGAGGAAAAAAUGGCGACUGUGUGAAACUAGAUAAUGAUUCGGAACUCAUUACAACUAAUUGAAUAUAAAAGCGGUUUUGAUAUGGUUCGAGCAUGUUUCUAUAUUUCGUAAAUAUAGUAAAUUAUAAUAAAGUUUUAUUGGUUUCA
Leptinotarsa decemlineata (Colorado potato beetle) is the source of this 3165-nucleotide messenger RNA. It is a transcript of the gene su(r), whose product is annotated as dihydropyrimidine dehydrogenase su(r). Gene Ontology annotation, biological process: thymine catabolic process; uracil catabolic process; 'de novo' pyrimidine nucleobase biosynthetic process. Gene Ontology annotation, molecular function: uracil binding; iron-sulfur cluster binding; dihydropyrimidine dehydrogenase (NADP+) activity. Gene Ontology annotation, cellular component: cytosol; cytoplasm. Lineage: Eukaryota; Metazoa; Arthropoda; Insecta; Coleoptera; Chrysomelidae. The record is from RefSeq and is a predicted model, not a curated record.